This is a messenger RNA of Emys orbicularis (European pond turtle), 441 nucleotides long. RefSeq names its product phospholipase A2 group IB (gene PLA2G1B). Bases 1 to 441 code for a protein of 146 amino acids. Lineage: Eukaryota; Metazoa; Chordata; Testudines; Emydidae. Gene Ontology annotation, molecular function: phospholipid binding; calcium ion binding. Gene Ontology annotation, biological process: lipid catabolic process; arachidonate secretion; phospholipid metabolic process. The record is from RefSeq and is a predicted model, not a curated record. The transcript is spliced from 4 exons.
AUGAAAUUCAUCCUGCUCAUUCUGCUGUUUUCAGUGGGUGCGGCCAAUGCCACUACCAUCUCCUGGGCUCUGUGGCAGUUCCGCGCGAUGAUCAAAUGCACUAUCCCAAGCAGCAACCCACUACAGGAUUACAAUAACUAUGGCUGCUACUGUGGCCUCGGAGGCAGUGGAACACCAGUGGAUACCCUUGACAGGUGCUGUCAGGUGCAUGAUAAGUGCUAUUCUGAGGCCAAGAAGCUUCCAGCAUGUAAAGGACUUCUGGACAACCCUUACACAGAGCUGUAUACCUACAGCUGCUCGGGCACCACCAUUACCUGUAGCACCAAGAACGACGCGUGCGAGAUGUUCAUCUGCGAGUGCGACCGCAAGGCGGCCAUCUGCUUCGCGGGGGCGCCCUACAACCCGGACUACAAGAACCUGGACUCCGCCCUGUGCGGCUGA